This is a messenger RNA of Closterium sp. Naga37s-1, 1578 nucleotides long. NCBI's taxonomy places the organism in Eukaryota, Viridiplantae, Streptophyta, Zygnematophyceae, Desmidiales, Closteriaceae. The record is from the annotation of a GenBank genome assembly.
AUGGCCGCCGCGCCGACCGGCGGGACCGGCGGAGGUGCAGAGGCGGUCCAGUACGACGCGGGCACGGGCAUUUACACCGUUAAGAACAAGCCAUGGCCAGUGGGAUCUCGUUAUACGGUGCAUGGUCUGAUUGGUUCUGGCUCAUACGGAGAUGUCUGCAAGGCCACUGACAAUGAGACGGGCGAAACCGUUGCUCUCAAGCGCAUUGCAGAUGUGCUGUGCUGCCCCAUGCUGGCAAAGAGAGUGCUUCGAGAGGUCUGCAUCAUGCGCCGUCUCUCACACCCAUACGUCAUCCGAUUGGCGGACGUGUUUACUCGCAAGUCCACCGAGGUGCUGGGGGGAUUUGACCUGUACAUUGCCACGGAGUAUGCCUCAGGUGGCGAUCUCUAUCGGUUUAAGCAGCCGCUAACACCAGAGGAUGUGAGGCGACUGAUAUGGCAGCUGCUGGUGGCAACUCGCUACCUGCACUCCUGCCAUGUCUGGCACAGAGACAUCAAGUCAGAGAACACGCUGCUCCACGCCAACACCACGCUCAAACUCUGUGACUUUGGCCUCUCCAGGUCCGCCCUCGGGUCAGGGCAGCCGAUGCAGCCUCGCAGUGCGCCGGACGAGAAGGGGGCAGCGGCGGGGAGGAAGCAGCACGUGCUGCAGAGGCAGUUCACCAAGAUGGUCGUCACCCCCAGCUACCGCGCCCCUGAGGUGGUCAUGUCGCGAGGCCAGUACACAUCAGCCAUCGACAUCUGGUCGCUCGGCUGUAUAUUCUGGGAGCUCCUAAUGCGAGCCAUGCGCCCCCAUCGCCCAGGUCCCCCAUCAAGACCUCUCUUUGGCAUCAGGGGCGAGCCAGUGACGCCAGAGACAGGGGAGAAGUAUGUAGAUGACAACGAGUCGCCACUAGCCGACCAACUGGACGUGAUAUUCGAUGUCAUCGGCACGCCCUGCUGGAAGGACAUUGAGACCGUCCCCAGCGAUGCCUGGCGGGCGUUCCUCAAGAGGCUGCCUGGGCGGGCGGGCAACCUGGCCAAUCAGAUGGCGCCAUGUGGUGAUCCCGAGGCUGCGGACCUGCUCCAUCGCAUGCUGGCGUUUGAUCCCUCCAGGCGCUGCACUGCAGAAGAAGCUCUUGCUCACACUUAUUUCCGCAGCCUUGAGAAGCCCAUGGAGCUGCCACCCAUGGAAGCAGAGGAAACGCCCGUGUCUCUGCCGCAGGACCACCACUUCUGGCAGAUCACCGACCCUGCCAUUGCCCUGGGGUUGCUUGAGGCAGAGGAAACGCCCGUGUCUCUGCCGCAGGACCACCACUUCUGCCAGAUCACUGACCCUGCUAUUGCCCUUGGGCUGCUGGAGAGGGAGCUGGAGCAGGCAGCAUGCGAGCCAGAUGGGGGCAAGAGACGUAUUAUGAGGCGCCUUGACAACUGUUACCCUGAUUCCCUCCCUGGUCAAUCUCCUGCCAUUUUCCCCCUCGUUCCCCUGGUUCCCCGGGUCGCAGAGGGAGCUGGAGCAAGCAGCAUACGAGCCAGAUGGGGGAAAGAGGAAGCUGGAAUGGCUGCUCGAGAGAGAAGCAGAGGGGCAGCAGGUAAGUAA